Syzygium oleosum is the source of this 2222-nucleotide messenger RNA. RefSeq lists its product as uncharacterized. Gene Ontology annotation, biological process: transmembrane transport. The transcript is spliced from 14 exons. The coding region runs from base 237 to 1577 and encodes 446 amino acids. Lineage: Eukaryota; Viridiplantae; Streptophyta; Magnoliopsida; Myrtales; Myrtaceae. The record is from RefSeq and is a predicted model, not a curated record. Gene Ontology annotation, molecular function: transmembrane transporter activity.
ACUUUGCUGAAGCACUUUCGAAAACGACGCGCUGAAUAAAGAACUCGCCGGCGAUCGAGUCCAUCUUUUUCUUCCUGGUUUAACGGAUUCUCGCAGCUUCUUCAGAUGCGUGCCUAUAGCAAAAGCUAGCUCCUUUCACUCCUGUUCCGUAUCUGAUCUUGAUCACCACAGUCAGUCACUCACUCUUCUGCUCGCGCGCGCGAGAGAGCGAGAGAGAGAGAGAGAGAGAGAGAGAGAUGGAGGAGGGGGUGGCGAGGUUGAGUCAUCUGUACAUGACAUAUUUCCUGGGACUAUUCUCGGCGACCAUGGUGUUUCCGGUGAUCGCCGACGUGACGGUCUCCGCUCUCUGUCCCGGGCAAGAUCAGUGCUCGCUCGCGAUUUACCUCUCCGGGAUCCAACAAGUGAUAGUGGGAUUGGGCUCACUGGUGAUGAUGCCAUUGAUAGGGAACCUCUCAGAUAAGCAUGGGAGGAAAGCUUUGCUCACCAUUCCCUUGGUCUUCACCGUGCUUCCCUUGGCCAUCUUGGCUUAUAGCAGGUCGAGGAAUUUCUUCUACAUUUACUACGUGCUCCGGACUCUGAUCGCCAUGUUCUGCGAAGGAAGCGUUCACUUCCUGGCCCUCGCUUAUGUGGCGGACAACGUUCCCGCCGGAAGAAGAGCCUCCGCCUUCGGCAUCCUCUCCGGCAUCGGAUCCGCCGCCUUCGUCUGCGGCAACCUCUCCGCUCGCUUCCUCUCCACUCCCUCCACUUUCCAGGUCGCGACGGCGGUGGGGGUGGUCGCCCUGGCGUACAUGGCGUUCUUCCUCCCCGACUCCGUCGGCGGCGGCGGCGGCCAUCCUCUGACCGCACCGAUCGUCUCGAAGGAGGGGAAGCUGGACGGUGCUUGCCCCGGCGGCGAUUCGGCAGACAAGGCGCAGGCGUUUAAGAAGGCGGCUUCCUUGGGGGACACCGUCUCCUUGUUAAGGAGCAGCCUGACGUUUUUGCAAGCAGCAAUUGUCGCCUUUUUUGGCAAUCUCGCCGAUGUUGGUCUUCAUGCUUCGAUGAUGUACUACUUGAAGGCUCAAUUUCACUUUAACAAGAAUCAGUUUGCCGACCUAAUGGUGAUAUCUGGAAUUGCGGGUACUAUUUCUCAGCUGCUUAUCAUGCCCCUUUUGGCUCCUGUUAUAGGAGAGGCAAGACUGCUUUCGAUAGGGCUAUUUUUUAACUGUGCACAUAUGAUUCUUUACAGCGUCGCCUGGGCUUCUUGGGUUCCUUAUGCUGCUGCUAUGUUCUCUGUUCUGUUCGUCUUCACACAACCUUGUAUGCGGACUAUCGUGUCUAAACAAGUUGGUUCGUGCGAGCAGGGCAAGGCUCAAGGAUGCAUUUCAGGGAUUUGCCAACUUGCCAAUGUCGUCUCUCCCCUGGUUUUCUCCCCAUUGACAGCUUUGUUCCUCUCCGAUAGAGCACCCUUCCAUUUUCCUGGUUUCAGCAUUAUGUGCAUUGGAUUCGCUUCGAUGAUAGCCUUUGUCCAGAGUGUCAUGAUGAGAGUGGCUCCUCCAAUAUCAGAUGGCAGAGUUAGCAACUGCCAUUUGCUGGCCUAGAUUCUGAAGAUCUGAAUGCCCGGUAACGAAUGUCCUUUGGUCAAUUCCAGGGUAAGGCAUCAGUCCAUGUAAGUUACACCUGGAAAAUAGUGUCCUAGGGUCAAGAGUAUGUAUUUUUUCUGAUGGGGGCAAGUUUUCUGCAACACCGUUAGCGACAUUGCGCUCAUCAUAGCUUUUAAUCUUUAGAGUUAGUAUUAGUUGGUGUUUGAAUUCGAAUCAGAAGGUAUAGCUGUGCCUUAAGGGGUAGAGAAAAUGGAUCUAACAGCAUUAUUCUGGUCACCCAUGAUUGACGGCAAUCGUCGAUGAAGUGUAUUUCUGGGAAGCAAGCUGUUGGUUUAUAUAUGGUGGAAGAUGGGAAAGCUUUGGUCUCCAACUUACAGAUGAGAUGUGGCAGUAUCUUGUGAUCAUAUUUUAGCACUUUUACCAAAACAUCAAGACACGCAGGGUAUCCUCAAGGACGAUUCUGAUGAUCGCUGCGGGAAAUCACCGAUUGAAUAUCCGUGAUUGGUAAAAUUCAUUGUAUGAUAGCAAUUUGUUGAACGUAUUAGUAAGUAUCCGGGUGGAUUGUUUGGUCUAUUACGUGUUAAGAGGUUAUUGGCUUCCAUUUGAAUUUAUCAAUUUCUUGAGUACUUAUUUGACUUUUUA